Molecule: messenger RNA, 1581 nt
Organism: Prunus dulcis (almond)
Lineage: Eukaryota; Viridiplantae; Streptophyta; Magnoliopsida; Rosales; Rosaceae
Product: probable lactoylglutathione lyase, chloroplastic
Exons: 9
Coding region: 209-1291 (360 amino acids)
Cellular component (GO): cytoplasm
Molecular function (GO): metal ion binding; lactoylglutathione lyase activity
Source: RefSeq, a predicted model, not a curated record
ACUUCUCCUCUCACUUCACUCCACCAGGCAAAGACAGGCACGAGCCCUUUCCUUCCUCCCUCCCUUUAUUCUCAUUCUCAUUCCCUUCCCAAAAAAAAAAAAGGGAAAAAGAAAAAAAAAAAAAAAAAAAAAUUAUAUCAGAGCCAGUUGAGCCAGUGACUCACAGCCUCAGAGACAGAGACAGAGAGGACAGAGAGAGAAGAUAGAGAUGGUGGGGAUAAUACCCAUGGCGUCCUCAAUCAGACCCUCGCUAUCUACGUUGAGGUUCGCUGGGGCUUCUCGCUUGGGCCUUUCUCUCGCUUCCUUCACUCCUCGGAGACUCGCUUGCUUUCACCUCGCUAGUGCUGUGCCACAGUCACAGUCUUUCGGUCUGAAAGCUUCUAAACUGUUGAGAGGAGAUGGUAAAACCAUAGGGGUGGCUGCAGGUGGGAAUGCUGCGCAAGCAAGCACAACGGCUACCCCGGAAAAUGUCCUAGAGUGGGUCAAACAGGACAAGCGGAGGCUGCUUCAUGUUGUUUACCGCGUUGGGGAUUUGGACAGAACCAUAAAAUUCUACACAGAGUGCCUGGGAAUGAAAUUGUUGCGGAAACGUGACAUACCAGAGGAAAGAUACACCAAUGCUUUUCUCGGAUACGGGCCAGAGGAUUCCCACUUUGUUAUUGAACUCACUUACAAUUAUGGAGUUGACAAGUAUGAUAUUGGAACUGCAUUUGGUCAUUUUGGUAUUGCUGUUGACGAUGUUGCCAAGACUGUGGAACUCGUAAAAGCUAAGGGUGGCAAGGUAACAAGAGAACCUGGUCCAGUCAAAGGUGGCAAUACGGUAAUCGCGUUUGUUGAAGAUCCUGAUGGUUAUAAGUUUGAACUUUUGGAAAGAGGGCCUACCCCUGAGCCCUUAUGUCAAGUUAUGCUUCGUGUGGGUGAUCUUGAUCGUUCCAUAACUUUUUACGAGAAGGCUUUUGGCAUGGAGCUUCUUCGCAAAAGAGAUAAUCCUGAGUACAAGUAUACUAUAGCAAUGCUGGGUUAUGGCCCUGAAGACAAAAAUGCUGUUCUGGAGUUGACAUACAAUUAUGGGGUCACCGAAUACGACAAAGGAAAUGCUUAUGCUCAGAUAGCUGUAGGCACAGAUGACGUCUAUAAAACUGCUGAAGCAAUUAAACUCUGCGGGGGCAAGAUUACCCGGGAACCUGGGCCCUUACCUGGUAUCAACACAAAGAUCACUGCUUGCUUGGACCCUGACGGUUGGAAGUCGGUUUUUGUGGACAAUGUUGAUUUCCUCAAGGAAUUGGAGUGAGUUAUAAGAGGUGCUGACGAUACCCAAGCUUGUGAUAUUGAAAGUGAAAUUUCGGGCCAAGAUGAUUGAUUCUAAGAAGCUGUUCUCUUGAAAGAAUGUAUUACAUCCCAUUUUGUAGAUAAAAUUAUAAUUAGCUUCGAAUAACCAUUGUAACAAGUAUUUAAUAUUUAUCACACGUUUAGCUUUGCAGUCAUUAUCAAAAGAAAAAGGAAAACAAUAGAACGAUGAUUAGCUUUGAAUCUUUGUUCUUAAUUAGUUUGACUUUAUAUAUUUAAUUAUUGUUUGGGUCA